Messenger RNA from Populus trichocarpa (black cottonwood), 1382 nucleotides. Its product is annotated as transcription factor MYB114-like. The record is from RefSeq and is a predicted model, not a curated record. Lineage: Eukaryota; Viridiplantae; Streptophyta; Magnoliopsida; Malpighiales; Salicaceae. The coding region runs from base 542 to 1144 and encodes 200 amino acids. The transcript has 3 exons.
AAGCAAAUCCAUAUCUCUCUCGUAAAACAAGAACACAUCACAUGCAAGUGAGCUUGCAUACUGACUUCGGAGAGUUCUAUUCUUCUCGGGGCAAUUGAAGCAAGCAUGUUUCUGUGUGUAUGUGUGCAUCAUUGUAAGCUUCUGCUGAACAACAACAGCCGUUGGAUCUCAUUCCUCUUCUCAUGCAUAGAUCAUUUCCCUUACAUUUUUGUCUAAGACAAGUACAUGGGCAGUAACUCACAUGUAUGGACUUGCUACAUGCUAAAUUUACCUCCCUCUUCAAUCAUGAGCCAUUUGGACUUCACUUGGGGAGACCGAGAUGCAAAAUCCUGAAUUACAUCAGUAUUGUAUACAGUUGCUUGGGUUUCCGUAUAUUUACCAAAGAAAGGCAGGUCAGAUAAUAUCUCCCCCAUCUAUGUACUCCUAGAAUAAAUAACUUGAAGACUUAAGUGCAACUCACUCCAACUCUGUCUUCUUGUCCGAAACACCAAUCUUGCUUCCUUGAGGGAGAAGGGAGUGGGAGAACAGAAAAACUAGAAAAAUGCCACUGGCUCCUAGGAGAAGUAAAUGCGGUAAAAAGGAGGCUAACAAAGGAGCAUGGACAGCUGAAGAGGACCAAAAACUGGCCCGAGUCAUUGAAAUUCACGGUCCAAAGAGGUGGAGAUCAAUUGCUGCCAAAGCAGAUCUGAAUAGAUGUGGUAAGAGCUGCAGGUUGAGAUGGAUGAAUCAUCUUAGACCAAAUAUUAAGAGAGGUAACAUAUCAGACCAAGAAGAGGACUUGAUACUCAGGCUUCAUAAGCUCCUUGGUAACAGAUGGUCUUUGAUAGCUGGAAGACUGCCUGGAAGGACUGAUAAUGAAAUCAAGAACUACUGGAAUUCUCAUUUGAGCAAAAAGAUAAAGCAAAAAGCGGAGAAGCCGGUAAUAAUCUCAACAUUGAAACAACCUGAGCCAGAGAAAACCAAUGUACUGGGUAUGGAUAAUAUUGCCAAGGGAAGGGAGGAGGGUACUUCUAAGAGACUUGAGGACUCAAAAUCUAGCUUUGUUGGGGAUGACUUCUUUGAUUUCUCCAAUGAGGACCCUGUGAAUUUGGAAUGGAUGAGUAAAUUCCUUGAGCUGGAAGAGUCUUUGUAUGAAUUUCCAUGAUAUUGUAUGUUGCCUUUCGAAGUAGUAGUUUAUGCAUUCGUAUUUUUGUGAUGCUUGCUAUUGCAAGUUAAGGAGGUCUUCGAUAAUUUAAGGAAAACCCCACGGUUUUUCUUUUUGUUUUCUUCUAUUUGUCGAUGCCAGUGUUGUUAGCAGUCAAUAGAUGUGAAGGAUUUUCCAUGGAUCGACAAACUUCUAUAUUUUGUCCAGCAGUAUGAUUGUGUAGUUUGAAUCUCUAGCA